Messenger RNA from Punica granatum (pomegranate), 1782 nucleotides. NCBI's taxonomy places the organism in Eukaryota, Viridiplantae, Streptophyta, Magnoliopsida, Myrtales, Lythraceae. The record is from RefSeq and is a predicted model, not a curated record.
CAUAAUCGUCCCACUUUACUCUUUCCCCUCCACGCCCCUCUGCUGCCUGCUUCUUCUUCUUCUUCUUCUUCUUCUUCUUCUCCAUUUCACGGUUCAAUCGUCUGUCGUCUUCCUUAUAGCGAGAACGAGCUCGAAGCAGGGCAACCCAUCGACCCUUUGUUUCUCUGUAGUUCAGAGGAGAGCGAGAAAGCUUAAGUUGAGAGAUGUCUUCGUCGGUGGUGGAGUUCGCUUCUUCCAACGAUAACCAUGAAGACCACAGCAACAACGACCGCCUCGACCUGAUGGCGCUCCCGCCCGGCUCCGAUCCGCCAGUCCACAACCUCUCCCUCCCCAGAGAGACCUUCCUCCGCGCCGCCCUAUCCCUCAAGGACCAGGUGGUGCAGGUAACGUGGUGGGAACGAGGUGGUGGCGUACGGUCCGGUCCUGACCCGACUGCCUAUACGGGUCUGCUCGGGACGGCGUUCACCUGCCUGAGGUCGUACGAGGCCACCGGAAACCAGCAGGACCUGCUGCUCAGCGCCAACAUCGUAGAUGCGUGCGCGGCCUUUGCCCGUGCCACCUCUCGGCACGUGACAUUUUUAUGCGGGAAAGGUGGGGUAUAUGCAGUGGGAGCUGUAGUUGCCAACUAUUUGAGGGACCAUCAAAGGCGUGACUUUUUCUUGAACCUUUUCCUCGAGCUAGCACAGGAGAGAGCCCUACCAGUGGGGCCCGAGGAGGGUGGGCUUGGGAUGUCUUACGACCUUCUUUAUGGCCGAGCAGGAUUCCUAUGGGCGGCCCUAUUCAUAAACAAGCACUUGGGAGAAGACACUAUCCCGAACGAGCUCCUAAUGCCGAUCGUAGAUGCUGUCCUUGCUGGAGGCAGGGCAGGAGCAUCGGACAUCACAGCUUGUCCCUUGAUGUACAGGUGGCACGGGACCCGUUACCUGGGUGGAGCCAAUGGGCUUGCAGGGAUCCUGCAAGUCCUCCUCCACUUCCCGCUCUCGGAGAUGCGGGCUGAGGACGUCAAGGGCACUCUACGAUACAUGAGGAGCAAUAGGUUCCCCCACAGCGGGAACUACCCUUCGAGCCAAGGGAACCCGAGGGACAAGCUUGUGCAGUGGUCCCACGGGGCAACUGGAGUUGGCAUCACUCUGUGCAAGGCUUCUCAGGUGUUCCCAAACGAUAGGGAGUUCCGGGACGCGGCCAUAGAGGCAGGGGAAGUUGUGUGGAAGAGCGGACUAGUAAAGAAAGUGGGCCUGGCGGAUGGCGUUUCCGGGAACUCCUACGCGUUCCUCUCUCUCUAUCGUCUCACAGGGGAACCCAUCUACGAGGAGAGGGCGAAGGCGUUUGCGGGCUUCCUGUACCACAACACCACAGGGCUCGUGAGAUCAGGCCGGGCCGAGAACGCCUGCAGCCUGUACCAGGGGCUCGCGGGGACGGCGUGCCUGUGGUUCGAUCUGUUCAAUCCCGAGAACUCUAAAUUUCCGGGGUACGAGCUGUAGAGCAUGUGGGGAGGGCAUCAGUUUGAAAGAUGAGUGCCUUAAGGUCAAGAUUGAGUUAUGUGUGGCUCUAGUGAGUAUAUUCGACGGGUAUGUACGUAAAGAAGGCUUGCCCUCACUGGAGGAGUGGUGAGCAAGUUAACGAGGAAUCUGAAUUUAGUUAAUGUAUCUACUAGUAAAUGAGUUAAAGUCGGAGUAAGACCGCCCCAAAGUGAUUUUCAUGUAUAGCAUAGCUCUGACGCCGUUCGAUGGAAACAAAUGUGAUAUAAAAAUGAGAAACGAUCGCAUCAUGGAUCAGUUAAAA